ACUGCUAUUACCAUUUCUUCUCCACAGGCGGAGGAGGAGCUGAGGCACUAAUACCUUGAGACCUUCAGUUUUAUGCUUUUUUGAUUUGCUGAACAGUAGCCCAGUUCUUCAGGACUUCCAGCAGUGUGAAAUGUAAUCACAGUGCAUUUUGGUAGUGGAAUGAUGACUACUGCAGAAGUUGUCAAGAAGAAGCAAAAUUACACUAGUGUGCAUGAAGCAGUGAAAGCUGGGGAUGUAGAACAGCUUGCAUCGAUGAUACAAAGUGGAGCCAGUAUUAAUGAGGUGGAUGUAGUUCACAAAUUUACACCCUUGCAGUGUGCGGCCCACUCAGGAAGUCUGGAGUGCCUUCAGUGGCUGCUCUGGCAUGGAGCUGACACCGCCCGUGUGACUGUGAGAGGCUGGACAGCGGCUCACCUGGCAGCCAUCCGAGGGCAGGAUGCCUGCAUGCAGGCCUUGUUACUGAACGGAGCGGACGCGGCAGCUCGGGACGAGCGCGGGUGCACGGCCGCGCACCUGGCAGCAGCGCACGGGCACUCGUACACCCUGCAGAGCCUGCUGCGCGCUGGGGCGGAUGUAAAUGUUUCAGACAGGAAUAACUGGAAACCUGUUCAUUAUGCUGCUUUUCAUGGUCGCUUGGGAUGUUUGCAGCUUCUUGUUCGAUGGGGAGCAUGUGUAGAUGAUGUGGAUAACAAUGGAAACCUUCCAGCACAUCUGGCAGCAGUGGAAGGACACUUGCAUUGCUUUAAGUUCUUGGUCGGGAAAAUGGCCAGCGUUACACACACUCUGAAAGCCAGGAAUGACCAUGGAGAGACUCCAAGGGACUUGGCUGAGCGAUUCUACAAAGAUAAUAUUCUACAGUAUAUUGAUGGUGUCGAAAAAGAGGAGGAACAUCCAGAGACACAGGAAGUUUUAGCUUUCCCAGCUCAUGAUGCUGCUUUCAAUGGAGACUUGUUAGUGGUGAGAAAACUAGUGAGAAGUGGAGUAGUCAAUAUUAAUGAGAGGAACGAUAAGGGAUCCACACUCCUGCACAAAGCUGCUGAACAGGGGCAUAUCCAUUGCUUACAGUGGUUGGUUGAAAUGGGAGCUGACUGUGACAUUACAAAUGAUGCUGGAGAGACUCCAAAGGAUGUAGCCAAGAGAUUUGGCCAUCUGGCGGCUGUGGAACUUUUGACACCAAGAACUGGAAACAGUAACUCUAGUGAUGAAGAACUAGAUGCAAACAACAUCAAGUUUUUUGAAACACAUGGUGUGGAAGGGAGUACAGAUAGCAAAGAAGAUUUAACCCUGGAUAAGGCAGAGAAAAGGAAUGCACGCAUAAGGGCCUAUCACAAGAUUAAAGAACUUCAGCGACUUCUAGAAAUUGCCUACAGCAACUACAGACAGCUGGGGGGAGUAACUGAAGAGGAGAGGAAGAUGAGAAAAGAAGAAAGGAAAGUUGAGAAGGCUGUGAGGGAGCUGGAGGCGCAGCUGGAAUAUGAGCGAGUCAGGCGGGAGAAGCUCGAGAGCCAGCUGGAUGAUUACCGUGCUGAGAUAAGACAGCUCCGAGAGGGCCGGGGGAAAACACCCCCCACCUCUGCUGCCUCCGCGGAAGCUGAGACAAUGGCCAAGUCUUGCAAAGACGAAAAUAAAGAAGCAGUCAGCGUGCAGCCCAGGAGGAGUGCAACUACACUGAGGAACAAAACUCAAAGGAGGGGCAGCAGACUGGAGGUACAAAAGCAAUAUUCCAGAUAAUGCGAAGUGUUUGCA
This is a messenger RNA of Lonchura striata (white-rumped munia), 1746 nucleotides long. RefSeq names its product ankyrin repeat domain 42 (gene ANKRD42). The record is from RefSeq and is a predicted model, not a curated record. Gene Ontology annotation, molecular function: protein binding. NCBI's taxonomy places the organism in Eukaryota, Metazoa, Chordata, Aves, Passeriformes, Estrildidae.